Mauremys reevesii (Reeves's turtle) is the source of this 5189-nucleotide messenger RNA. It is a transcript of the gene SLCO5A1, whose product is annotated as solute carrier organic anion transporter family member 5A1. NCBI's taxonomy places the organism in Eukaryota, Metazoa, Chordata, Testudines, Geoemydidae. Gene Ontology annotation, cellular component: membrane. Gene Ontology annotation, biological process: transmembrane transport; sodium-independent organic anion transport. The coding region runs from base 58 to 2742 and encodes 894 amino acids. Gene Ontology annotation, molecular function: protein binding. The record is from RefSeq and is a predicted model, not a curated record. The transcript has 9 exons.
GUCGGGGAAGUAAAUCCACAGAAAAUAUGUUACACUUCCUUGGGUUUACAUGAUGAAAUGGCAAUGGAGGUUCUAACUGAACAAUACAAUUUGUCUGAUGUUUGUUUGUUUUUUAACUUAACGCAGACCAGAGUUGCUGCCAGCAUGGCAUCGCCAGCGAUAAAGCAGCAGCACCCAUUCUCCCCCAGAGAACAGCAGCCGGAGGAUCAAGCGGAGAGCUUCAGGUCCAAAAGUUUGCCAGCUCUGAACAGGUCUGCUCCUUGGAUUACCACAACACAAAGCACCCUCCUUGAGGCAAAACGGAGUUUCUUGCACAGUUUCCAAGCGAGGUCUGACCUGAGAUGUGGCAUUGACACGGACAAAUCAGCUCACAGUAACGGUGCUGCUGCUGCUGCUUCUGGGACUGUAUUUUCUUUCACAGCCUCCAGCUUUUCAGGGGUCGGGAGUUUCACUGAGAGGACAGACUGUAAUAACUGUGCUGGCACAAGCAAAGGUGUUUCCCCAGCUUCCACGUUGCUAGCUCUCCCAGGUAGAAAGUGUCUCAGCGUGGUGUUGACAGAUUCCCGUUUCUUCUUGGUGUGCAUGUGCUUUCUGACCUUCAUUCAGUCCUUAAUGGUCUCUGGGUAUCUGAGCAGUGUUAUUACCACCAUUGAGAGGAGGUACAGUUUGAAAAGCUCUGAGUCUGGGCUGCUGGUCAGCUGUUUUGAUAUUGGUAGUCUGGUGGUCGUGGUGUUCAUCAGUUACUUUGGGGGGCGCGGACGGAGGCCACUCUGGCUUGCUGUAGGUGGGUUUUUCAUUGCUCUUGGGGCUGCACUUUUUUCUUUACCUCAUUUCAUCUCUCCACCAUAUCAGAUCCAAGAAUUGAACUCUUCCCUCUCUAACGAGGGCUUGUGCGUGACUGGCAAUAAUACCGCCAAAGACCAUUUGGAGUCACCAGCCUGUGUCAAGGACUCAGGUGGAAAUGAUCACUCCCUCUAUGUAGCUUUAUUCAUUUGUGCCCAAAUUCUCAUUGGCAUGGGCUCCACACCCAUCUAUACCUUGGGACCAACCUACUUAGAUGACAAUGUCAAGAAAGAAAAUGCAUCACUGUACCUAGCCAUCAUGUAUGUAAUGGGAGCACUUGGUCCUGCCGCAGGAUAUUUACUAGGAGGAGUUCUUAUUGGUUUUUACGUUGAUCCUAGAACAACUGUUUAUAUUGACCAGAGUGACCCUCGAUUCAUUGGAAACUGGUGGAGUGGAUUCCUCCUUUGUGCCAUUGCAAUGCUCCUUGUGAUAUUCCCAAUGUUUACUUUCCCAAAAAAGCUCCCACCUCGACAGAAAAAGAAGAAGAAGAAGAAAAUUAGCUCUGAUGACAUUUCAAGUGAUGAUGACGUCAUGAAAGAGAAAACAAACAGCAAAAGACAAGUGGAUAGUUCAAUUCCUGCUUCUAUGGGAUUUGGAAAGAAUGUUAAAGAGCUUCCAAGAGCAGCUGUCAGGAUCUUAAGCAACAUGACAUUCCUUUUUGUGAGUUUGUCAUACACAGCUGAGAGUGCCAUUGUUACUGCUUUUAUUACCUUCAUUCCCAAGUUCAUCGAGUCACAGUUUGGCAUCCCAGCUUCCAAUGCCAGCAUCUACACUGGUGUGAUUAUUGUCCCAAGUGCUGGUGUUGGCAUUGUGCUAGGUGGCUACAUUAUUAAAAAGCUCAAACUUGGUGCAAGAGAGUCUGCGAAGCUGGCUAUGAUUUGCAGUGGUGUGUCUUUGCUGUGCUUUUCAACGCUUUUCAUUGUUGGAUGUGACAGCAUUAAUCUAGGGGGCAUAAAUAUCCCAUACACAACAGGUCCUACACUCACUAUGGCACACAGAAAUCUGACAGGUAGCUGUAAUGUCAACUGUGGAUGCAAAAUUCAUGAGUACGAGCCUGUCUGUGGAUCAGAUGGAAUAACAUACUUCAAUCCGUGUCUGGCCGGCUGCAUCAAUGGUGGAAAUCAUAGCACAGGGGUAAGAAAUUAUACUGAAUGUGCCUGUGUCCAAAGCCGCCAAGUUAUCACUCCACCAACUGUGGGACAGCGCGGUCAGCUCAGGGUGGUUAUUGUCAAAACAUACCUGAAUGAGAAUGGCUAUGCUGUUUCCGGGAAGUGUGAUCGGACCUGCAGUACACUUAUCCCAUUCCUAAUAUUUCUGUUCAUAGUUACCCUUAUAACAGCAUGUGCCCAGCCAUCGGCAAUCAUAGUGACACUCAGGUCUGUGGAAGAUGGCGAGCGGCCUUUUGCACUAGGAAUGCAAUUUGUUUUAUUACGAACUCUUGCUUACAUUCCUACUCCAAUUUAUUUUGGGGCUGUUAUUGACACCACGUGCAUGCUUUGGCAACAGGAUUGUGGUGUGCAAGGAUCUUGUUGGGAAUACGAUGUAACUUCAUUUCGCUUCGUUUACUUUGGAUUGGCAGCUGGUCUCAAAUUUGUGGGAUUCUUUUUUAUUUUUCUGGCCUGGUAUUCCAUUAAAUAUAAAGAAGAUCAGCUGCAGAGGCAGAGAUGGAGGGCCUCACCUGUAAACACAGUGAGUGAGAUGGUUGGCAGUGCAGGACCGCAACAAAACUAUGCCCGGACUAGAUCCUGCCCUACUUUCAGUGCUCGAGGGGAGCACACUGAAGACGUCUGUCUGGCACGAGGAAUGAAUUACAUAGCACAGACAUAUCCUGGCCCCUUUUCAGAAGCAAUAAAUUCCUCAACUGAAAAUGCAUUGGAGGAAGUCACUGCUGAAAUAUAAACCCCAGGCUUGAAAAUGUAAAAUUCAGUUUUGUUGGUUGAUUUAAAUAUGGCGCCUUGUGAAACACCCGUGCCUUCUUUUUUAAUCUACAUGUCACAUGAUAAACCAACAAAACUUAAAGCAAACAUCAAUAGCAUACUUGAGGGCUGGAUACCUCAAAAUGACCCAAGUUCUUAUUUCUCCCCUCCAGAUAAUGGAGUUUUAAAAAUAUGUGUUUGUAAUUACUUCAGGUGUGUCCACUAAAUGUCCAUGCUCUGAUCUAGUGUCAAAAUUAGGGUGAGGUAUUCUAAAUGGCGGUAAUCAAUGGAAGGGUGACAGAAAUGCAUCUCAUUGAUGCCAAGACUUUAAGAAAAUGUUUAAAGGGAUCAUCAACUUUGCAUCCACGAAUCAUGUUUCAUAGAGAUGAGUAAUUACUGUGAGUUCUGCUACAAAGCACAACUGAGCGUGUCUAAACUAUGCAACUUAUCUGGAUAAUUGUUGAUGCAGCAUGUUAAUUUUGCUUUCAAAGUCUUUAAUCCAACUGAACUUGAAUGGGGCUAUUUUAAGACAGAUAUAAGAUUUAAAAAUGGACACAACUGUUUAAAGUACUGUUGAUAACAUAUUAAGCCAUAAAAAAGUUAUAUAGACGGUAAAGUUUUCAAAUUCUAAGACAUCGUAUCCUUAUCCUAUUAAAAUGUACAUUUAUUUUAAUUUGAUAGGAUGUAGUAUUAUUCAGUGUAGUACACAGGGUAUGAAAGUAUAACUCAGUGUGAAAAACUACAGUAUUAAUUUGUAGUAACAUUAAGACAUGAUAAUCAACCCCAUAGAGACUAUAACAAGUAGAUGCAUAUUUCUGUAACUACCUAUGCAGUUAUCUGCUAUAGGUGGCUACUACUAACUUCAAAUCCAUACUUUUCUCAGUAAACACAGUAUCCAGGUUUAGUUUGCCAAGAACUGCUUGGCUGUCCUUACAAAAUGCUUAGCUAUCCUCUGCAAAUGCAUGCAGAUCUUUUUAAACAAAUUGUUCUGGUUUUCCACUAAGUGAAAAUACCCAGAGAGUUUGGAUAGCUGCAUUUUGGGACUGCACUGCUACCAUUCCACACAGACCUCAAACUGAACGCAAAGGGGAGUUUGGCCCCCCCCAUCUUCAUUUAAAGCUCUCUGUGAGGUGUGGCGGAAAUGGAAGAGUCAGCUGACCCCUUCCAGCAGGAUAUCUAGGCACAGAAGGCACCUCCAUUCAAGGACCCACAUGGCAUGUUCUGGCAUUUGAUAAUUAAAAAUAUUUUAGUGAGUUUUCCCACUUGAUUGAGUCUUCAGGAGACUGUUUGAUUUUUAAUCUGCAUCCUGUGCUAAUUCCUCAUCCACAGUCUUAAACUGGGAGCAUUACAACUGGCUGUUGCUGACAUUUAGUGAUCUGUCAGGUGGAAGGUUAUGACAAGAAGCCAGUGUUGUAUUCUACUUGCAGGUGCAUGUCUCAGAGCCUUUGGGAAUAGAGGAGGGGAUCGUGUCUUUUGUGAAAUUUGGUUGGUGAGAAGCAUGUGGGUAGAAGCCAUGACACAUACCGUAGAAAUAAUUAUUUCUCAAUCGAUCUAAACAAUUUUGAUGAGGGUUCAGGAAUUCCAGAGGAAUUUUUUUAAAAGUUACAACUAGAACAAAUUGACUGUAAGUCAGAUAGGGCCAAAUCCUGUUUCAAUUAACGUUAAUGGCAGAAUUUCCAUGGGCUUCAGUAGUCUCAGGAUUUGGUCUGUAUAGAUUUUCCUCUCUUGCCAGCUUCCUCCUUCUCUGACUGGCUUCUGAAGUUACUCUCCAUGCUGGCUUCAGAUCCUGGUUGAAAUGUUGGCUCCAUUUAUUCCAGAAUGUCUUGAUUAGUUUAUAUGACUCUUGAGCCUCUUAUGACCAUGUCUGUGGCAGAAAAUGUACAGAAAACUGUUACUUCACUCAUUAUGUAAGUAUCAGUGACUAAUUAGCAGUGCAGUACUUUAGGAACAUAGGAUAUAGGACUGGAAGAGACCUCCUGGGUCAUCAAGUCCAGUCUCCUGCUAUUGCAGGCAUCACCAUAAUAUAAUCCCAUUCAUAAAUUUAUCAAACUCCAUCUUUAAACCUAGUUAGGAUCCUUACCCCACUACUGUUAUCGAGUGGCUGUUUCAAACCUCACUACUCUGGUGGUUAGAAACCUUGUGCUUUCCAGCAUAAAUGGAUUCAUGGCCAGUUUAUACCCAUUUGGUCUUGCCCUUUAGCUCAGAUAGCUCUUCUCCCUUUAAUUUCACCUCUUGUUAGUCUUUGGAUAUUAAUAUUUAUUUUGAGCCUAAUUUAAUUUUUAGAAUAGUCCAGUUCAGACUACAAAUAGGGUGUACGUUUUUAACAGUGAGGGUACUUAACAACUUAGCUAGGGAUGUGGUGGAUUUGCUGUCACUAGAAGUCUUUACAUCAAGAUAUGCUCUAGCUCAGCCAAAAGUUAUGGGCUUGAU